AAAAAUUAUUAUUAUUUUCGAUUAGAGUAGUUUGUCAAAAUUUCUUGUCCAAUUGACAUGACAACAACCAGAGCUAGCUUAUAAUCUGUACGUAAUCUUUUAAAAGAUUUGUUGACUUUUUAAAAGCUACGUCCGAAACCCGCCACUUAAUCGAUUUAUCGAGUCGACUUAAAAUCGUGCAUCGUCUCUGCGCCAUUUAACUGCCAUCACUACGUUAAAUUCCUCUAACAUAAACAAUCGUCAAAAAUUCUGCUGCGUACACGGAAAAGUCUCUAGCAGAUUAUAAUACGGGAAGCGAAAGUGAAAACGAUGGAGCUGGAAAUAGCAGGACAGGCCACAGCCUGUAAGCGACAAAAACGAAAUACACUAGACGACGAGGACGUCACAAUGCUCGUUGGUGUGGAGGCAGAGGAAACGCUACAGACGACUGAAACUACAUGCGAUAGUAAGACUAGUCUCAGCAAAAUGUGCGAGAAAAACGAUUUAUCGGGGAACCAUACACAAUUCGCUGAAACCAAUGAAAUAAAUACUGAUAAAAUCGCUGAAACUGCCACAACUAGUGAAAAUAAUGUAGCAAAACGCUUCGCCAGCGAGGAUUCCUGUUUUUUGCCUUCACCACAAAGGACUGCUGACGCAAAUACCGUGGACAAUCCAACCUCCUUCAGCGGCGAAAAGCUGGGUGAUACAAAUCCAUUUAUGGAGUACCGGUUAUCAGCCGCUGCUGCAAGAGAGGUAAUCUCGGGCUCGCGCUCCAUAAGCGCUCAACUCAGCCCUGACAGUGAUGAUGACGUUGACGCUGAAGGUGCUGGUGCCGAAGCCAAUGCUGCUUGCGGCCGUACCCCCAGCCCCGCCUUAGCUUUAGACAGUGAUAGUAAUGAUGGGGCCGUCGAUGGAAAUUCUUCAAACACUGAUAAUGUUGCCAGUAUUCAAACAUCACCGUCUUUCAAUCACCGAAACAUACCGCCCACACGAUCGUAUCGUCGCAUUAACAUAGAGCUAUCUAUGUCAUCUACAUCUGAUUCCAACUCGUUAAUAACUGACAAUGUUAACGCUGCCGUUGAUGCUGAGCGCGACGACUCUGAAAUCGAUGGUGAUGACGCGGAAAGUGCAGCAGAGAAUGAUAAUGAUUUUAGCCCGGAAGAGGAGAAUAGUUCCAAUGCCAGUGAUUUCUUUAUACCACAUUAUUACUCGGAUGGAAUUGAUACUGAUGCCGAAUCAGAAAGUAAUGAGGAGGAGGCUUAUGAAGAAGUCAACCUCGAGGAAGUCGAAUCGUCUGUAAACGAGAUCUUACGCAGAUCAAAGCCCUCGUAUAAUUGGAACUUGACUGCAGAACUCAUGCACCGCGAGAACAAUAUUGUCAAUCGCAUUGGCUGGCGCGGAGGUCAUACCUCGGCAAACGCCUUUGGCCGAGGCUACUACAGCUCACUACAAGCCGUUGAACGCUUAGCCCUUACCUCCACGUUACUUCGUCAUAGAAGUUGUGUGAACAGUUUAAACUUUAAUCGUGGUGGCGAUCUAAUUUGUUCCGGUUCCGAUGAUCUGCUUAUCGUUAUAUGGGACUGGGCGAAGAACAAAAUACGCCACUGUUUUAAAUCCGGCCACACGUUAAAUGUGUUUCAAACAAAGUUUAUUGACAGUACCGGCUGCUUAGAUAUUAUUUCCAGCAGUCGCGACGGUCAGGUCAGGCGUGCGGUCAUACCGCCCUCUGGUGAUUGCCCGAAGCCAACGCGUCUGUACUCGCACAGCGAAGCAGUGCAUAAGAUUGUCGUUGUGCCAAACACUCGGUAUGAGAUUAUGAGCGCAGGCGAGGAUGCUGCCGUCAAGCACUUUGACCUGCGAACAAGCGAAUCUCCAACCACCCUCCUGCGUUGCUGCAGCUCGGGUCGCAGUGAAGGGCGUGUACGACUGUUUAGUAUAUCCCACCAUCCAUAUGCCCCAGAGUUCUGCAUUAGCGGCUGUGAUGACAAAUUGCGCGUUUACGAUAAACGCAAGUGCGGUAAGCCUGUACACGAGAUGACACCAGCUGUUCUCGCGGAUACUAAAAUAACACACAUUACUUGUGCCGUCUAUAAUCAUAGCGGUAGUGAGAUUCUGGCUUCGUACAGUGAUGCUGGCAUUUAUCUGUUCGACAGCCGUAAUUAUACGAGCGGCGAGUUUCUACACUGCUACGAGGGUCAUGUCAAUAGUCGUACUAUUAAGGGUGUAAACUUUUUUGGACCCCGCUCUGAGUACAUUGUUAGUGGCAGCGAUUGUGGACAUGUGUUCUUCUGGGAUAAAAAUACCGAAUCAAUCGUAAACUUUGUGAAAGGAGACCAUUCCGGUAUAGUCAACUGCUUGGAGCCCCAUCCAUGGGCACCUGUAUUGGCAACUUCGGGCUUAGAUUACAAUGUCAAAAUCUGGACUCCUACCUUUGAGCCUCUUGAACCAAAACCGGAUAAGUUGAAGGAAACGCUGCUCCGUAAUUUCCAACAUAACAUGUCAGGGCCGCGUGACUUUGACAUUAAUCAGUUUCAUUAUUUUAUACGACAGUUUCUGCAAGGCAAUCCCUCAGAUUAUGAGCGUCCGCGUCGUAAUCGCGAACGUGCUGAUCCCGAAUCAGUAGACGAGCAUCGACAGCAGCCGGAAAAUAAUACGAAUAGCAGCAGUCAAAGUGCCAACAGCCAGCGUACCUCCGGCACUGAGAACGCUCGUGCGAAUAUUGUUGGUAGACACCGAGAUGGGAACAGUUCUGAUGGUACAGACGAUGAUCCCAAUCUGGAGACGUUGCAUUGUCGCACGCAAUAAGUGUUAGGCAGUAGCAAUCCAAAGUUAAUUUAGAUUUAAACUUUUAGGCGUGAUCGACUUGAAAAGUCGCCAGCAAAUUGUUAAGUUGUCCAAUAGUUUUAAUCUUUUAUUUCUGUUUAAUGAGGAGUGCUGCAUAUGCUGCAUAUAUUUGCUGUGCUCCCAAUUUUUCUUGAAAAUUUCAGUUCUUUUAUAGAUGAUGAACAGCUGUGAAUGAAUUAACCCCGAUUACUGUAAUAAUACAAAAUGUUUCACGAUUUAUGUAAACACAAAUGCUAUUUAGAAUGUUUCCUAAACACAAACACACGUGAACACACUU
Messenger RNA from Scaptodrosophila lebanonensis, 3100 nucleotides. RefSeq names its product DDB1- and CUL4-associated factor 8. Gene Ontology annotation, molecular function: protein binding. Lineage: Eukaryota; Metazoa; Arthropoda; Insecta; Diptera; Drosophilidae. Gene Ontology annotation, cellular component: cytoplasm; Cul4-RING E3 ubiquitin ligase complex. The transcript is spliced from 7 exons. The record is from RefSeq and is a predicted model, not a curated record. The coding region runs from base 310 to 2784 and encodes 824 amino acids.